UCCCGCCGCCUAGUCAUGUGGUGCGUGGCACCGGAGUCGAGGUACCAUCCAUCGAUCCUGUCGUCGUCGGAGCCGUUGCCGAGGAGGACUCGGGCACGCUGCUCGUCGAGGUGGAGUAGGGUGGUGGCGGACGGUGCCGCCGGGUGCACCUCCAUGGCCCCGUGAAGCAGGAACAGAGCCGCCUCGUCAUCCAGCUGGGCCUUCGCGACGUGGGCUUGGGCCCCACGCCUCCGUUGUGGGCAGUCCUUGGCCCAGUGGCCGGGCCUGCCACACGUGUGGCAAGCGUCAUCUCGUGGUGCCCAGGGCCUAUCGGCGGUGCCACCCUGGGCGCCUCCGCGGGCGCCGCCCUCGGCGCGCCCUCAGGCUCCGGCCUGGGCACCUCCGCGCCCUCUGCGCGGCUUGCCGCGCUUGCGGCCACCAGUCGAGGAAGAGGGCUCCCCCUUCUUCCUGUCACCGCGCCAGGCCUCCCACUGCUCCUGAGUGAGGUGGAGCUUCCCGCCAAUGGAGAUACCUCCCGAGGGAGGUUGUGGCUCGUCGCUGUCGAUGACCUUGAGGCGACCAAUCGCCUCCUCGAUCGUCAUGGUGGAGAGAUCCAAUAGAGACUCGAUCGAGCGAGCGGUUUGCCUGUACCUCUCGGGGAUGCACCGGAAGAGCUUCUUGACAGCUCUCUCCUCGCCGUAGGUGUCGCCGCCGAACGUCACCAUCUUCUGCAACAGUGUUAAGACGGAGAGCAAAGUCGUCGACGUCUUCACCUGGCUUGAAGGCCAGGUUCUCCCACUCCGUGCGAAGCACCUACAAUGUGGACUUGCGGGCGCGGGCGCUGCCGGUGCGAGCUACAGUAAUGGCGUCCCAAGCCUCCUCGGCAGUCUCCUUCUGCGAAAGCGAGAACUGCAUCUCGGGAGGGACUGCGGCGAUGAGCGCAUCCAGCGCCCGACGGUCCUCAUCGUAGUCGAUGUCGUUGUACUGGACGGCAUCCCAUAUGUGCCGCACCUGGAGCCUCAUCCUCAUCACCGCAGUCGAGUACGUAGUUGGACUUGGUGAGGGUUGGCCACCCGCCACUGGGACCAACGUCCCGGACCACCGCCUGGAGGCCAUGGUAGCUGGGGGCGCCACUGCACGCGCCCCUGCCAGGUGCGCCGCCACCUCCCUGCGCGCCGCCGCCAGGAGCGCGGGCGCGCUGGCCCCUGGGCCGCCGUCGGGCGCGCCGCCCUCCAGCUCGCCGCCGGACGCGACGCUCUCCAGGCCACCGCCGCCGCCGGGGUGGGCUGCUGCCCACCGCGCGGUCCACUUCCGUGCACUCUCCCUCUCCGGCUCCUCAAGGUCCCCGUUGGUGGUGGUGUCGCCGGCGAUGGAGCCGCUGAGGCUGCCGCGCAAGGUCUCAACCUCAACCUCCACCGCACGCGCUGCAUCUUCCGCCUCCUCUGCUUCCACCUCCGCCCUGGCCACCGCCAGCUCCGCUGCAGCCAGUCUGGCCGCCCUCGCCGCUGUUGCAGCGGCUUGAGCCGUUGCUCGCCUGCGCUUCUCUGCCGCGGCGAGCUCGGCGUCUCGCUGACGCCGUGCGCUCGAGGCGACCGAGCGCUGAGACGGUGCAUCGGACAUGACGCGCCUCCAAGGGGCUGCUGCGUGGAGAGGGGGAAGGGAACAGAGAAGGAGAGGCAGCCGGUGCUGCUGCUGCUGCUGCACAAGCUGCUGUUGCGCUAGCUGCUGCUGGGAGUGGCUGGGUUGCUUGGGAAGGAGAGGAACAAGAGAUAUCCAGUCUACAGGAAAGUACGGCUCUGAUACCAGAUGUUAGAAGCUCAAUUUUCACUCUCAUUGAGCUGAGAGGAUGACGCUCAGUGUUGGGGCAAUUUUCUGAGGUUUUUUAUUCACAGUCACACACAAUGCCAUGCCCUCCAACGGGAGGGGUAGCCACACUCUUAUACAAGGGGCUGCAGGGCAGCCAAAACAUAAACCAAGGGCUAGUCUAAGAUGCUAACUGACUGAUGUCCUAGAGAUGCUAACUGACUGCUGUCCUAGAUGCUCUGUAGUGCUGCAGUAAGACCACUGCGCAGCAAGGACUAAGAUGCUAGUCAAAAGAACUAAAAGCUAGAUGCUGUCCUGCUAGAUGUUGUCCUACAAAGACCAAGGGUACACAGGACUUAUCCCUUCAAUAACAACUGAGAUCGAUGAUGCUAUUCUUCUGAUGCUUCUCAUCUGUACCAUUAACUCAUAGCAGCACAUACUGAUAUGUUUGUGUUUCAACAGCUGCACGCCAGAAUAUUGCAAUAUGAUUAUAUUGAUGCUCUGUCUUUAGUUGGACCCUAACAGGUCAUGGUCAUCUGGUUCUAACACAGGCGGAGGAAUUAUGUCCUACUCUAUGUAUCUGUGGUCUUCUUAACUUUGUUGGACCCUAACAGGUCAUGGUCAUCUGGUUCUAACACAGGCGGAGGAAUUCUGUCCUACUCUAUGUAUCUGUGGUCUUCUUAAGUUUGGUUCACAACAACAAAGACUUUUGUAACUAGUUCCUGCUGCUUGACCCCUGUCAUCCUGUGUACACCUACUCUUAUUGGAAUAUGGAACCAAAAAACUUUGAGCAAUGAGAUGAAUAUUAAUUUGAGUA
This is a messenger RNA of Panicum virgatum (switchgrass), 2599 nucleotides long. RefSeq names its product arabinogalactan protein 1-like. Bases 953 to 1501 code for a protein of 182 amino acids. The transcript is spliced from 2 exons. Lineage: Eukaryota; Viridiplantae; Streptophyta; Magnoliopsida; Poales; Poaceae. The record is from RefSeq and is a predicted model, not a curated record.